UUGCGACUCAUAGCGCCCAGAAGGAGCGAGAGCCGGGUCUAGACUCUAGAGAAUAGAAACUGGAGUCUGAAAGUGAAGAUUGAAGACAAUAGACACAGAUAGGGAGAGAGAGAGAGGGAGGAAAUGGGAAUGGCUUCUCAUCUCUCUCCUCUCCAGCCUUCAAUCGCUCCUCGUUUUUCUCUCAUCAACAACUGCGGCCUCAAGAGCUCCAAAUCUAAGUCGGUUGGGUUGUACGUGAAAUCUGGUAUAGAAGAUGACAGCCGUGCAGCAAGUAUUCCGGACGAAUCCUCUGGGCACCAACAUAUCAAGAGAAAUGGGGUUUUAGUCUCACGGCGCCAGUGUCUUGCUUGUUUAUGUUCAAGUCUAGCUUUGAUAAAUGUUUCCACCACUUCUAUGUCUGUACCAAGAGCAAUUGCUUUGGAAGGAAAAGAAAGGCCUGUUUGUCGGAACUGUGGGGGUAGUGGCGCCAUAAUCUGUGAUAUGUGUGGUGGUACAGGAAAAUGGAAAGCUCUGAACAGAAAACGGGCAAAGGAUGUUUAUGAGUUUACUGAAUGUCCAAAUUGUUAUGGCCGAGGAAAACUUGUUUGCCCAGUUUGUCUAGGAACUGGUUUACCCAAUAACAAGGGGCUUCUCCGGAGACCUGAGGCAAAGAAGUUGCUCGAUAAAAUGUAUAAUGGCCGGUUGUUGCCAAGUUCAUAAGGAAAUCCUUGAUUUUGUAUACUGUGGCAUGCAUUUACUUCAACUUAUGAUAUGCUUUGUUCUAAAUCUUGUCUUGCCUCUUCUUUUUGCCCAAUUUUAUUUUAGCACUUGAGAAUUUAUUCUUUCA
Molecule: messenger RNA, 826 nt
Organism: Nelumbo nucifera (sacred lotus)
Lineage: Eukaryota; Viridiplantae; Streptophyta; Magnoliopsida; Proteales; Nelumbonaceae
Gene: EDA3
Product: DnaJ/Hsp40 cysteine-rich domain superfamily protein
Biological process (GO): photosystem I assembly
Cellular component (GO): chloroplast
Molecular function (GO): protein-disulfide reductase [NAD(P)H] activity
Source: RefSeq, a predicted model, not a curated record